GAACCGCGAACCAUCGACGGUGUAGUACCAUAUUAGAGAUAGAACAGGUGUCGUACCAUUCCGAUUCGACAUUAUCAAGUCCGCUAAAAGUCAACCGCCUUGGCAGAUACGUUCGUUGGUUUUCGGUGAACGGCAUUCUUGUGAUUACAAAAUAGUGAAAUUCGAAAAAAUAUCCCGCAUAAACAAUUCAGUGAUUUUUUGAUUUCCAUGUGAUUUUUUUAAGAUACUUAUAUUUUUGGUUUUGGAAAAUAUUAUAAUUCUAUAAUACUUCCUUCAGAACCACAUCACAAUAAAUCCACAAAAACUAUGCAUCACCAACGGUAAACUGAAGAAUCUAAGAUAUAAUUAGCUGCAACUAGUCAUCAACAAAAUGACUUACGUAGAAGAACCACCUUUCAAACCACCAUCCCCAACUCCACCUACUGAGCAAUCAGUGACAGAAAAACUGCACCUGAUCAAAAAGGAACCAAAAUUGCUGAAAUCGACCACGGAUAUCAUAGUGUUUUUGCUUGUAUCUGCGUUUUAUAUCCUUAAAGCGAUAUAUAAGUUCUUCUUGCCACAGUCGUACAGACACCAAAAAGACUUAAAGGGGGAGAUAGCUUUGGUGACUGGCGGAGGAUCGGGUAUAGGUCGGCUGGUCGCGUUGAGGUUAGGAAAAUUAGGAGUAACGGUGGUGUUGUGGGAUAUUAACGUUCAAGGUUUGGAGGAAACGAUUAGUCUUGUAAAAGGAAUCGGAGGUGUAGCUUACGGAUACAAAUGUGAUUUAUCCAACAGAGAAGAUAUAUACAGGGUGGCCAAACAAACCAGGAAAGAAAUUGGAGAUGUAACUUUACUAAUUAACAAUGCAGGAGUAGUCUCUGGUAGCCUUUUGCUUGACACACCAGAUCACCUUAUAAAAAGAACCUUCGACGUCAACAUUAUAGCACAUUUUUGGACCGUCAAGGCUUUCUUGCCGAGAAUGAUUGAAAAUCAACAUGGUCACAUCGUUACAGUAGCAUCGAUGGCUGGACAUGUGGGUAUUAACAAGCUGGUCGAUUAUUGUGCCUCCAAAUAUGCCGCAGUAGGCUUUGACGAAGCCCUGAGGGUUGAGUUAGAAGCCCAAGGUGUUAAAGGUGUUAUGACUACAGCUGUAUGUCCGUAUUUUAUUCAAGCAACCGGUAUGUUUGAUUCGGUCGAGUCGAGAUUCUUGCCCAGGCUCAAGCCCAACGAUGUCGCUGAUAAAAUCGUGGAAGGAAUCAGAAAUAACGAUACAACCGUUUUGAUUCCAGGAGCUAUGAGAAUAGGCCUUAUAUUGAGAGCGAUAAUCCCUUGGACGGUACUGUCGCUGUUCCUAAGAGGUUUAGUACCUGACGCUGCACCUCACCCUCCGGCAAUUCAAACCGACGUCAAUCAACCACCAGAAGAAAAGGUCGAUGAACAACUAGUCAAUAACAUUACCAAAACUACCAAAAUAAAUAGUCUGACCGACUCAGUGUCCCAGAUUAGUGACCGAUAUCCUGCAACAGGAAAAAACUUGUGAUUUAGUUAGCAUUAAGGGAAAAAAACGCCCUGUAAUUUUAAAGAAAUAGUUCUAAUGUACAUAAAUAUCUCUUUUUAAGUCUAUGUACUUGAUGUGAACUAAAUUUGUUCUAUGGCCAGAUAAUGACAAUCAUAAUAAUUAAAAAUAUGUGUAUAUGUUCUCUAGUUUAUUCAAGAAACAUAUUUUUACGUCUAAUUACGUCUUCUGUUGUUAUUUUUAUUGAACUAUGUGAUACCCAAACAUUUGUAUAUACUCUAAAAAAUAUUAAAUAUAAUAAUUAUAAUAUUUUUUUAUUGAUAAUGUUAAUAAUAUUAUAUAUUAUUAUUACUUUUUAUAGAUAGGUACCUACGUCCAUUACAUCUACUUCAAAAGAUUCGAAAAAGACGGUAUUUAGUUGGCUUGGAAAUUACGAUCUUAAUUUUAUAACCAUCGCUGACGCCGUUUUUUUUUUUAUCGUAUUGUUUUUUGUGAUGGAUUUGUGAAGAGUUAAAAACAUAAAAUAAGUAUUUUAAAAAUCGUAUUUUUUAAGUAACGUACAGUUAUGAGAUUAGCUGUUAAUGAGUUAGUUUUGUACAAAAAAAACUUUUACAUGGAUGUGGGAAAUAAGCUGUGUUUCUACAGUUUUAUAAACUAGGAUUUACAAUGCAAUGUAAUAUUAAUAUAAGUAUCUAUUUAGUAUGAAAUUUUAUGAAUACAGUCUAUGAAUUGUUUUAUGAA
This is a messenger RNA of Sitophilus oryzae (rice weevil), 2236 nucleotides long. RefSeq names its product estradiol 17-beta-dehydrogenase 11-like. Bases 371 to 1519 code for a protein of 382 amino acids. Gene Ontology annotation, molecular function: oxidoreductase activity, acting on the CH-OH group of donors, NAD or NADP as acceptor. The transcript has 7 exons. The record is from RefSeq and is a predicted model, not a curated record. Gene Ontology annotation, cellular component: lipid droplet. NCBI's taxonomy places the organism in Eukaryota, Metazoa, Arthropoda, Insecta, Coleoptera, Curculionidae.